This is a messenger RNA of Macroventuria anomochaeta, 897 nucleotides long. RefSeq names its product alpha/beta-hydrolase. The transcript has 2 exons. The annotation marks the transcript as partial. The record is from RefSeq and is a predicted model, not a curated record. Lineage: Eukaryota; Fungi; Ascomycota; Dothideomycetes; Pleosporales; Didymellaceae.
UUCCUCUUCUCCUCCCGCAAGCCACCCUCACCACCCACAAUCAAACUCCACGGCGCAGAAAACUGCAAAUACAUCCUUGACAACUCGCAUUCACACACCUUCUCGCUCCCCGACGGCCGCAAGCUAGGAUAUGCGGACUACGGUGAUCCAAAUGGCAAGCCGAUCCUGUAUCAGCAUGGAAUCCCGGGGAGUAGGAUCGAGGCGACACGGUAUCAUGAUCUGGGGAAAGAGAUGGGGUUGAGGAUUAUUAGCAUUGAUCGGCCGGGUCAUGGGUGGAGUUCCCCUUUUGCAAGCUACCGCGGGCGAACGGUCAAGUCGUGGGCAGACGACGUCAACGCGCUGGCAGAACACUUGGAACUCAGUGAAUAUGCAGUUCUCGGCGUGUCCGGUGGCGGUCCUUAUGCCUUAUCCUGCGCCUACGGUCUCCCAAAAGACAGGCUUAAAGUCGUAAGUCUAGUCUGCGGCAUUGGACCUCCAGACAUCGGCAUGUCGGGCGCCGGAUGGCCUACCUGGCUGGGCUUCACAAUCGGCUGGCGCUGGAGUCCACAAAUCUUUCUGCGCUGGUUCUUCCAGCGCGACGCCGCCGACAGCCUCUCACUCCCCGACGAAGAGCGGCUCAACAUGUUCCUCUCACUUGACCGAACCAAGGGGAUGAGCGAGCAAGACAAGGCCUUUUUUGGAGAUGAGGACGAGAUGAGGGUUUAUCUUGCUACGAGUAGGGAGAGUUUCAAGCAAGGGUUCGAUGCAAUGUGUAAAGACGGAUACGUGAUGUGCACACCAUGGGGUUUCGCGAUUGAAGAGAUUCGCAAGGAUCUGCCGGUUGUGCUGUGGUAUGGAAGUAAGGACAAAAACGUGCCGCCGAAUCACGGGCGCACGAUUGCGAGGCGGUUGAUGGGC